AUGGCGAUGUCUUGUUUUCUUUUCUUUCUUCUGGUAACAUUGUUUCCUUUGACUGAUGCAGUAAGUGGAAUUAUUAAUCGUCAUGAAUACAAUUUUACAACUACCUAUGCUGGCAAUACAACAUCUGUUAUAUUAAUUAAUAAUCAAUAUCCAGGACCAACAAUUAGAGUUAAUGUUGGCGAUAUAAUAAUUGUUCAUAUUCAUAAUGCUCUUCAAUCAAUGGAAGACGUUACUAUUCAUUUUCAUGGUAUUCUUCAAAAACAAACAUCACAAAUGGAUGGCGUAGGAUUCGUAACACAAAUGCCAAUUUCACAUGGACAAACAUUUACAUAUGCUUUUUAUGCAUAUCCAGCUGGUACUCAUAUAUAUCAUUCACAUGUAGGAUUACAAGCUGUUACAGCAUUUGGUGCAGUAAUUAUUGAUGAUCCACAAAGACCAUGGGAAGCAGUAGAAAUACCAUCAGGUCCAAUAAUGUUUUCUGAUCAUUGGGAAGGUGUUGAUCGUCUUGCACAAGAAGCAGGCUUACUUCAAUCACCAUUUAAAUGGGAAGGAGAACCAUCAAAUGUGUUUAUGAAUGGUCAACGAAAUUACGUAUUGACUGUAGAACCAAAUGCAUUCUAUUUAUUACGAUUAAUUGGUGCAACAAGUUUAUCUACGAUUGUGUUUGGUAUAGCUGAACAUACCAUGACUGUUGUUGAAGUAGAUGGCAAGCUCAUAGUACCAAAACCUAAUAUGACAUCGAUUGAAAUUGCUUCUGGACAACGAUAUGCAGUAAUGAUUGAAACAAAAAAUCAAUAUACUGGUGUUUUUGCUAUGCAAGCAUCAAUUCGAUGGCGAGUAGCAGCAGCCAAUUCUAGUAUCUUUGCUUAUCCGUUAUUAACAAAAGGUGAAAUCACAGCAGUUCUUAUAAAUAAAUUUGAAUUACCUCAUGCGGGUUUUUCAACACUUCUUCGUACAUGGACAUUAAAUUUCACAUCAUGGGGUUUAGUUAUCUCUUGUUUCAAUCCACUUCCAGAAACUACCGAUUAUGUUUAUAAUGUACCUAAUAUAGGACAACAAUUAACAACACAAAUUACACCAACACUUAUAACCGAUCAAAUAAUAUGGCCUAAUGGUAUUGUAGCAGCAGAUCAAUUAGUUGAAUAUUCAAUGAUUGUUCCAAGUGGUUUUCUUGUUCCUGGAAAAAGUAAUGGAAAUCUGUAUUUUAUUUCGGAUACAGAUAUUAUACCAUUAGUACCAAAUGAUGGAACAAAUUGGUUUUAUCAUGAUGCUGAAUUCAAAGAUAUGGAUGGAGAUGGUCGUAUUGAUAUCGUAACUGCACGUGCACAUAUUCCACUUAUCGGUAAACCAAUAACUCAAUUAGUUUGGCUGAAAAAUCCAGGAAAUCAAACAAUAACUGGUCCUUGGAAACUUGAGUAUUUAUUAUCAAAAGGUGGACCAGAUAUUCAAGUCCAAUUUGCUAGAAUUGAUUCAUUACAAGUUCUUUUUGCUAAUUCAUUUUUUGAUCGUAAACUUCAAAUGUUCUGGUCCGAUUUAGAUCCAUUGUGGAAUGAUACUACUAAAUUACAUGUACGUCAUAUUGACUAUGAACCACUUCCAUAUGCAUACAUACAAUUAACCCUAGAUCUUAAUGGUGAUUAUAAACCGGAUCUACUUGUUACUGUUAAUGAUGCACAUAAUGGUUCAUUAAUUGCUUAUGAACUUCCACGAUCAGGUGACAUACGAAAAGGAAAUUUUACAAAACAUGUUCUUGCUAGUGAUUUUAAACCACUUGUUCAAGCCAAAGGUCGAGGAGCACCAGGACAAGCCAUGACAGUUCAAUUUUAUUCUCUUACUGUACGAAAGAAACCUAUUUUAAUAUUAUCCGGUGAUGACGAUGGUUGUGUGUAUUUACUAGAAGCAAUUCAUGAUAAUGAUCCAUUAAAUUGGGAAUAUUCCGUAAAGAUAAUUCAUCAAUCUGACAAAUCAACAAUUGGUCAAGUUAGUGUUGAAGAUGUUGAUAAUGAUGGACAUCCGGAAAUGUUUGUACCUGCUUAUAAUGAAGGCAUUGUCUAUAUCUAUCGAUUAGUUGACAAAUGA
Molecule: messenger RNA, 2079 nt
Organism: Rotaria sp. Silwood1
Lineage: Eukaryota; Metazoa; Rotifera; Eurotatoria; Philodinida; Philodinidae
Source: the annotation of a GenBank genome assembly